AAGACAAGAAAAAGAAGGAAGGUGCUCAGAAAAAGGCUGCUGAUCCAAAAACCAAAGUGCCAGAACUUACUAAGACCUGUUCAAGCCAGCCCCAACCUGCCGGUACCAGUACCAGUACUUCCACCAGCACUCUCUCUAGCAGCAGCAAUGGCAAACGUUCAUCUGCCUGUGGCCAGCAGCCAGCUGCAUCCCGUUACCUGCCUCGGGAGGUGCCUCCACGCUUUCGCCAGCAAGAGCAGAAGCAGCUGUUAAAGAGAGGCCAGCCAUUGCCUACAGGGACUCUGACCAGUGUGAGCCCAGCACAGGCUGCUAGACCUGCAGGAGCAAGCCCUCCUCCCCUCCCUGGAGCUGGGACACAGCAACAUCCCAGCAAACUCCAGCCAGAUCUUGGUCACAGUGGAUUGGCAGAUCAUUAUGAAAAUUCCCACUGGGGACAGCAGCCCUCUUACAGAAGUGAAGCCAACUGCAGCUGGGAUAAAGUGACCAUAGACAGGACUGAGCAGGAGGUGUGGCCGUCCACCCCAGUAACUGAGACUGAGUCUGCCUCAGCAUGUCCUACAGACACUGACCCUGCCUCCAACUGUGGCUCAGAGAACAGUAGCAUGGCUACAGGGAGCGCCCCGGGCAGCUUCACAGGACAUCCCAAGAAGACAAAUGGCAAUAAUGGCCCCAGUGGUGCACUCGUCCAAAGCCCUUCGAAUCAGAGUGCCCUUGGGGCAAGUGGAACCAACGGGAAUGGAGGUGUGGCCAGAGUGUGGGGUGUAGCCACAGGCUCCAGCUCUGGCCUGACUCACUGCUCUGUUGGUGGUGGAGAUGGAAAGAUGGACAACAUGAUCGGAGAUGGGAGAAGUCAAAAUUGUUGGGGUGCUUCCAACUCCAAUGCGGGCAUUAAUCUCAACCUUAAUCCUAAUGCCAACCCAGCUGCCUGGCCUGUACUCGGGCAUGAAGGAACUGUGGCAACAGGCAACCCUUCCAGUAUUUGCAGUCCAGUCAGUGCCAUAGGUCAGAAUAUGAGCAGCCAGAAUGGGAACCCAGUGGGCACCCUAGGUGCCUGGGGAAACUUGCUGCCCCAAGAGAGCACAGAACCACAGACGUCCACUUCUCAGAAUGUGUCUUUCAGCGUACAACCUCAGAACCUUAACACUGAUGGACCAAAUAACACUAACCCCAUGAACUCUUCACCAAACCCUAUCAAUGCAAUGCAGACAAACGGACUGCCAAACUGGGGCAUGGCUGUUGGUAUGGGGGCCAUCAUCCCGCCCCACCUGCAAGGCCUUCCUGGUGCUAAUGGAUCAUCAGUCUCUCAAGGCAGUGGAAGUGGUGGGGAAGGAUUGGGCAGUUCUGUGUGGGGACUGUCCCCUGGCAACCCUACCACAGGAAAUAACAAUUCUGGGUUCAAUCAGGGGAAUGGAGACACUGUGAACUCAGCAUUAAGUGCUAAACAGAAUGGAUCCAGCAGUGCUGUGCAAAAGGAAGGGAGUGGAGGGAGUGCCUGGGACUCGGGACCUCCUGCAGGUCCUGGCAUCCUUGCCUGGGGAAGGGGCAAUGGCAACAAUGGCAUUGGUAAUAUCCAUUCAGGAGCUUGGGGCCACCCCAACCGAAGCACUUCUAAUGGUGUGAAUGGGGAGUGGGGGAAGCCCCCAAACCAGCAUUCCAGUAGUGACAUCAAUGGGAAAGGAUCAACAGGGUGGGACAGUCCCAGUGCCGCCAGCCAGACACCUGCCUUGCAGCCUGGCAGUGAACACAUGAACUCGUGGGCCAAAGCCGCAUCUUCUGGAACUACAAGUGAAGGAAGCAGCGAUGGGUCUGGCAAUCAUAAUGAAGGAAGCACUGGGAGGGAAGGAACAGGAGAGGGCAGGAGGCGAGACAAGGGGGUUCUAGACCAAGGGCACAUCCAGUUGCCAAGGAACGAUCUUGACCCAAGAGUUCUGUCUAAUACUGGUUGGGGACAGACUCCUGUAAAGCAAAACACUGCCUGGGAAUUUGAAGAGUCCCCCAGGUCUGAGAGGAAAAAUGACAAUGGGACAGAGGCCUGGGGUAGUGCAGCUACUCAGCCUUCAAACUCAGGGGGGAAGAGUGAUGGGGCCAUCAUGAACAGUACAAAUACCUCUUCAGUAUCGGGGUGGGUCAGCUCGCCACCUGCCGCCGUGCCAGCAAACACAAGCUGGGGAGACAGCAACAACAAAGCACCAACUGGCCCAGGAGUUUGGGGGGACUCAAUAAGCUCUACUGCUGUUAACAAUGCUGCUGCCACCAAGAGUGGCCAUGCUUGGAGUGGGACCGUAAACCAAGAGGACAAAUCACCCACCUGGGGUGAACCUCAGAAACCCAAAUCCCAAAACUGGGGAGACGGACAAAGAGCAAACCCAGCCUGGAGUGCAGGAGCAGGAGACUGGGCAGAUUCAUCAUCUGUCCUUGGACAUCUAGGGGAUGGGAAGAAAAAUGGAUCUGGAUGGGAUGCUGAUGGUAAUAGGUCAGGGUCUGGUUGGAAUGAUGCCACGAGAUCUGGGACCAGUGGCUGGGGCAGCGGCACAAAUGCUAAGGUGAAUCCAGGUACAAAUUGGGGGGAGUCUCUCAAGACUGGUACCCAGCAGAACUGGGCUCACAAGCCUCAAGACAACAAUGUGAGUAACUGGGGAGGAGCUGCUUCUGUUAAGCAGACAGGGACAGGGUGGAUUGGGGGGCCACUGCCAGUCAAGCAGAAGGACAACAGUGAGGCAACUGGCUGGGAGGAGCCUUCCCCACCAUCCAUCCGACGCAAAAUGGAAAUUGAUGAUGGUACCUCAGCUUGGGGGGACCCAAGCACCUACAACAAUAAAACUGUAAACAUGUGGGACAGAAACAAUCCAGUCAUCCAGAGCAGUACCACAACCCCUGCCACUCCCACGACCCCCACCUCGAGCAGCACCACACACCAGGCUGAGACGCCACCUUCACACCAGGCUGGCACUCAGCUGAAUCGGUCACCACUGCUCGGGCCAGUUUCAUCCGGCUGGGGAGAAAUGCCCAGUGUUCACUCCAAGGCUGAGAACUCAUGGGGAGAGCCAUCCUCCCCGUCUCCCCUGGUCGACAAUGGCACAGCAGCGUGGGGGAAGCCUCCCAGCAGUGGCAGUGGAUGGGAUCAUCCUGCUGAACCAGUGGUGCCCUUUGGAAGAGCCAGCGCUCCUGCUGCUGGCCCAGCCCUGUGCAAACCAGCUUCCAAAUCUAUGCAAGAAGGCUGGGGCAGUGGUGGGGACGAAAUGAACCUGGGCACCAGCCAGUGGGAGGAUGAGGAUGGGGACAUGUGGAAUAAUGCUGCCUCUCAAGAAAGCAGCUCAUCCUGCAGCUCCUGGGGAAAUGCCUCAAAAAAAGGACUUCAGAAGGGCAUGAAGACGCCAGGCAAGCAGGAUGAGGCCUGGAUCAUGAGCCGGCUGAUCAAACAACUCACAGACAUGGGCUUCCCGAGAGAGCCAGCUGAAGAGGCCUUGAAGAGCAACAGUAUGAACCUUGACCAGGCCAUGAGCGCUCUGCUGGAAAAGAAGGUGGACAUGGACAAACGUGGACUGGGAAUGACCGACUACAAUGGAAUGGUCACCAAACCCCUCGGCUGCCGCCCACCAAUCUCCAAAGAGUCUUCCAUGGACCGCCCCACCUUCCUUGACAAGCUCACCCUUUCUUUCUCCAAUCAGGAUGGCGGCCUCGUGGAAGAGCCCACGACUUCACCGUUUUUGCCUUCCCCAAGCCUGAAGCUCCCCCUUUCCAACAGUGCACUCCCUAAUCAGGCCCUGGGUGGGAUUGCCUCAGGGCUGGGCAUGCAAAACUUGAACUCUUCUAGACAGAUCCCGAGUGGCAAUCUGGGUGUGUUUGGCAAUAGCGGAGCAGCACAAGCCAGGACCAUGCAGCAGCCGCCAGUGCAGCCUCUUAAUUCCUCCCAGCCCAGCCUCCGUGCUCAAGUGCCUCAGUUUCUAUCCCCUCAGGUUCAAGCACAGCUUUUGCAGUUUGCAGCAAAAAACAUUGGUCUCAGCCCUGCACUAUUAACCUCGCCAAUUAACCCUCAGCAUAUGACGAUGUUGAACCAGCUCUAUCAGCUGCAGCUGGCAUACCAACGUUUACAAAUCCAGCAGCAGAUGUUACAGGCCCAGCGGAAUGUUUCCGGACCCAUGAGACAACAGGAGCAGCAAGUUGCGCGCACAAUCACUAAUCUGCAGCAGCAGAUCCAGCAGCACCAGCGCCAGCUGGCCCAGGCCCUGCUUGUAAAGCAGCCUCCACCACCGCCACCCCCGCCGCACCUGUCUCUGCACCCUUCUGCAGGCAAAUCGGCCAUGGAUAGCUUCCCCCCUCAUCCUCAGACUCCCGGCCUUCCCGACCUGCAGACCAAAGAGCAGCAGUCUUCACCCAACACCUUUGCUCCUUAUCCUCUUGCUGGAUUAAACCCAAACAUGAAUGUCAACAGCAUAGACAUGAGCAGUGGUUUGUCUGUGAAGGACUCAUCUCAGUCCCAGUCACGCCUCCCUCAGUGGACACAUCCCAACUCCAUGGGUAACUUGUCUAGUGCUGCUUCUCCCCUGGACCAGAAUCCUAGCAAGCAUGGUGCUAUCCCUGGAGGUCUAAGCAUCGGGCCUCCGGGUAAGUCCUCCAUUGAUGACUCGUAUGGCCGGUACGAUUUAAUCCAGAACAGUGAGUCACCAGCCAGUCCUCCUGUAGCUGUUCCUCAUAGCUGGUCACGUGCCAAAUCUGACAGUGAUAAGAUCUCAAAUGGCUCCAGCAUCAGCUGGCCCCCAGAAUUCCAUCCCGGAGUUCCGUGGAAAGGACUUCAGAAUAUUGAUCCCGAGAAUGACCCUGAUGUCACUCCUGGCAGUGUCCCUACUGGACCUACCAUCAACACCACCAUCCAGGAUGUCAACCGCUACCUCCUCAAGAGUGGAGGAAAACUGUCAGACAUGAAAUCAACAUGGUCCUCGGGCCCAGCCUCUCACUCACAAGCCUCUCUGUCUCAUGAGUUGUGGAAGGUACCCAGAAACACUACUGCACCCACCAGGCCACCUCCAGGCUUAGCCAAUCCCAAGCCUUCCUCUACCUGGGGCACCAGCCCCCUAGGCUGGACCAGCUCCUACUCCUCGGGUUCUGCUUGGAGUACUGACACCUCAGGAAGAACAAGCAGCUGGCUCGUUCUGCGCAACCUCACACCCCAGAUUGACGGUUCUACACUGCGGACGCUGUGUUUGCAGCAUGGGCCUCUCAUCACAUUCCACCUGAAUCUGACCCAAGGCAACGCUGUGGUCCGGUACAGCUCCAAGGAAGAAGCCGCCAAGGCCCAGAAGUCUCUGCACAUGUGUGUAUUGGGAAACACCACCAUCUUGGCUGAGUUCGCUGGUGAAGAAGAAGUGAACCGCUUCCUGGCCCAAGGCCAAGCCCUGCCACCCACCUCCAGCUGGCAAUCCAGCAGCGGGGGCAGCCAGCCCAGGCUGGGCUCCUCAGGCAGCACCCACAGCCUAGUGCGCAGCGACACUGCCCACUGGAACACCCCAUGCCUGAGUGGCAAAGGCAGCAGUGAACUGCUGUGGGGUGGGGUGCCCCAGUACUCCAGCAGUCUCUGGGGCCCUCCCAGUGCUGAUGAUGCCAGGGUGAUCGGCAGCCCCACGCCUCUCAACACUCUGCUGCCUGGGGACCUGCUCAGCGGCGAGUCCAUCUAGGGGUCACCGUCAUUGGGGAGGAGAGAGCUGACCAUGCCAGGCCCGGCUCUGAGGCUCCAGCUGAUGGACAAGCUGCCCCUUCAAGUACCUCUGUCCAGUUUUGAAGAUGAACCUUGGCCUCAGCCCUUGCGAACUGUUGAAGACAGUGCGGGCUGCUUUUGGUCAGCGUCACGUGCUAACGACAGGAUGUUCCUCAUAGCUUUUUAUUUUAUGUCGUCUUACGUUGUACGGUGUGUUGUCAUUUUGAGUUUUAAGUAUAAAAGCUGCUUAGAAUAGUUCUAUCAUGAAGGGCACUUUUCAGACUGUGGGCUGGAAAGGGUUAUUUUAUGGUGGGGUGGGGGGAGACUUGAAGCCUAUUUAAAGUGAGCCUGUGACGAUUAUGCACAUUACCAGAGGCGGCGGGCGGGGCAGGCAGCUGCAUUGUGCAGGCACAGAGCUGAGGCGCGUGGCCAGUGCUCUGUCCCCCCUGGAUCCGCCUAUGCACAUUACCCUUCUUUCAUUACUUUUUCAUGUCAUUUUUUUUAAUCCCAAAAAAAUAUUUUUUAAAAGUUAAAAAAAAAAAGACAUAUCAAACAUGCAAAUACUUGAACCCAGCAGGCCAAUACCGAAAUGUGAACAGUUCCACGUUGACAUCUGUGCACAGAAACAGGCUCUAGGAAAUGUCUACAUUCAUAGCCUACGUGUGCGUGUGCGUGUGUGUGUGUGCGCGUGUGCUUGUGGAACAGUGUGUAUGUGCGCACGUGCUCUUGCACAGUUAGCGCUUACUGUGUGUUUGUGAGUGUGUGAGGGAUUUAACUGUGGGUUUCCCUUUUAUUCAGUAUAUGCUUUUUUUAUUUUUUAUUUUAUUUUAUUUUUUUUUGCGCAUUGGUCAAAUGUCAUUGUUCUUCGCUUCUAACUUUGCACUGAGGUGUCCCUGCCCUUCCCUCGGCUAACCCUGAACAGUAGAGAACCCAUGGGACAGGGCUGGUGACAAUUCACGUGUAAAUGUUUACUCAAGGACUCUGUUAUUGCAUUUAAAGUUACAGUGUAUAUCUCUGGAGAAAUAAUAUGUCUAUCUACCUUUAGCAGCUUUUCAUUGUGGACUAAUGCAAGAAGAUUAUUACCAGAGUAUUGCACCAUUUCCAUCUGGAAUAUAAAGUUAAAGAGAAAAGCAAAACCGUUGUUGAACUGUGGCCAUAGAUACUUGUAGAGAAUGGGUGUUCCGCAAGGAGCUGGGACAAGCACUUGGACAUGGGUUGUGACUGCUUUUGGAGGAGCUGUGGUUUGGGCUCCCACCUGUUUACAGACCUUUUGUUCUCCUUCAGACUUUAAAAUAAAAUUUAAAAAAAAAUUAAAAAAAUUUAAAAGGAAUAAAAAAAAAAAAAGACUUCCAUCGUAAAAAAACAAAACAAAAACAAAAAAAAAAAAAAAAAAAAAAAAACCAAGCAAACAAAACCUAUUUUCAGAAUGCAGAUGUGUUACUUCAGAGCUGUGGGAUGGGACGUGCUGUCCCCUCCAGCCACCAUGGACUCUGUCGAUUGUCUUCACCCUUCCUCAAGGUGACAAGGCAUUGUGGUCUCUGUCUUGCACAUGCCGGCUAGCUCUCAGGAAAGCCAGGGCUCCCGGGGCAGCUCCACACCAUUUCAUGUAUUUUUAAACCCAACUCCUAGCACUGAAGAUGUUAUUUAAAAAAAAGGAAAAAAAAAAAAGGAAAAAAAAAAAAAAAAAACCACACACACAAAGAAGAAAAAUACCUAAUCUCUAAUGUGUAGCAGUUACAUAUUUACCAAAUAAUGGACUCAAAAGAAAUAGAUGUUUGAAGAGUGCUUUAUAUAUUAAAAAUUGCUUUAUGUUUUAAAGAUGA
Molecule: messenger RNA, 7515 nt
Organism: Peromyscus leucopus (white-footed mouse)
Lineage: Eukaryota; Metazoa; Chordata; Mammalia; Rodentia; Cricetidae
Gene: Tnrc6c
Product: trinucleotide repeat containing adaptor 6C
Exons: 21
Coding region: 603-5672 (1689 amino acids)
Biological process (GO): miRNA-mediated post-transcriptional gene silencing; positive regulation of nuclear-transcribed mRNA poly(A) tail shortening
Cellular component (GO): nucleoplasm; P-body
Molecular function (GO): protein binding; RNA binding
Source: RefSeq, a predicted model, not a curated record